AUGGACAGCAAGAUCAUAGCAACAGAAACCUCUCUUCUCCAACUCUAUUCCUCACUUUCUUCCUUCUGCAAUAUCCUCAUUCAUUCUCUUGGUUCCAUACUUUACUUCAUCAUACUUCUCUCCAUUUACACGCUAGGAGUUCUGUUUGCUGGAUGCUUUAUCACUUAUUUGAUCGAGAUCAUACUCUGGUUCCUUGUCAGAAGACCUGUUCGAUCUGCAAAAGAUUUGAUAAGUUUAAUGAGUCUGGACUGGGAUACAUGUUUUGCCUUGGGAAUUCUAGCAGUCGAUGCAGGAACCUCGAUUGUAGAUGCACUGGAAAAGCUUUUGGUAAGGGAAAGUUCUGUGCUUGAAAUACCAUCUAGUAGCUUGACAAGCCAGGCGAAGUUAAUUAUGGAUGCUAAGCAGAUAAGAUUUCAUGUUGGUGAAACAGCUUCCAGCGACACUGCCUGUGCAAUCUGCUUGGAUGAGUUCAUGGAUGGUAAUCUGUGUAGAGUUAUUCCUGUCUGUAAUCACAUCUUUCACUCGACUUGUGUCGAUCAGUGGUUGAAGAAUUGCCCAAGUUGCCCACUCUGUAGGCGGGUUAUGGGUUCAUGA
This is a messenger RNA of Carica papaya (papaya), 594 nucleotides long. The record is from RefSeq and is a predicted model, not a curated record. Lineage: Eukaryota; Viridiplantae; Streptophyta; Magnoliopsida; Brassicales; Caricaceae.